AUGAGUGGCGGUAGAUUCCCUCACUCCAGCGCACCGCUGGCUACUGUGAAAGAGGUCCAAUUUGGUCUUCUUUCUCCUGAGGAAGUGAGAGCUAUUAGUGUUGCAAAAAUUGAAUAUCCUGAAACCAUGGAUGAGACGCGUCUUCGUCCUCGCAAUGGUGGCCUCAAUGAUCCGCGUCUUGGUACAAUCGACCGCAACUUUCGAUGCAUGACAUGCAAACAAAGCAUGGCGGAAUGCCCAGGUCAUUUUGGCUGCAUCGAGCUUGCGAAGCCAGUCUUCCAUAUCGGUUUCAUCAAUAAAAUCAAAAAAGUCUGCGAAUCGGUUUGUUUAAACUGUGGCAAACUUCUUCUCGACGAGUCCCACCCACACUUUGCUCAGGCUCUCAGAAUCCGAGAUCCGAAGAGAAGAUUUAACGCUGUGUGGGCUCUUUGUAAACCUAAAAUGGUUUGCGAGGCCGACCCCCCAGAAGACGACUACAACGACCCCCUCAACAGCAACAAUAAAGGUGAACACAACCACCAUGGUGGUUGCGGAAACACACAGCCCACCAUCAGAAGAGACGGCUUGAAACUUGUCGGCACUUGGAAGCGUGAAAAGGGUGAAGACGGUAAUGCCAUCCAAGAAAAACGAACUCUCACACCUUCCGAGAUUUUAAAUGUUUUCAAACACAUUUCCAACGAAGACAUUCGUCGUUUGGGUCUCAAUGAGGACUAUGCAAGACCUGAAUGGAUGAUUAUUACAGUUCUUCCCGUCCCACCUCCUCCAGUCCGUCCUUCUAUCGCUAUUAACGAAUCCGCCAGAGGUGAGGAUGAUUUAACAUAUAAGCUUGCUGACAUCAUCAAAGCUAGUGCAAAUGUUGCUCGCUGUGAACAGGAGGGUGCUCCUGCUCAUGUUAUUAACGAAUUUGAGGCUUUACUUCAGUACCAUGUCGCUACAUACAUGGAUAAUGACAUUGCAGGUCAACCCCAAGCUCUCCAAAAGUCUGGCCGUCCUGUCAAGUCCAUUCGCGCCCGUCUAAAAGGUAAGGAAGGUCGUCUCCGUGGUAAUCUUAUGGGCAAGCGCGUCGACUUUUCUGCUCGUACUGUCAUUACUGGUGAUCCCAAUAUUGAUCUUGACCAGGUUGGUGUCCCCCGAAGUAUAGCACGAACACUCACCUACCCUGAAGUGGUCACCCCUUACAAUAUUCAGAGACUGACUGAAUAUGUUCGCAAUGGUCCCAAUGAGCAUCCGGGUGCUAAGUAUGUCAUCCGUGAUACUGGUGAGCGUAUUGAUUUGCGUUACCACAAGCGCGCUGGCGACAUUGCUCUUCAAUAUGGCUGGAAGGUUGAGCGUCAUUUACUUGAUAAUGAUCCUGUUCUUUUCAACCGUCAGCCUUCACUGCAUAAAAUGUCCAUGAUGGCCCACAGAGUUAAGGUUAUGCCUUAUUCUACUUUCAGACUGAAUCUGUCUGUAACAUCACCUUACAAUGCCGAUUUCGACGGUGAUGAAAUGAACUUACACGUUCCUCAAUCCGAAGAAACUCGCGCUGAACUUUCUCAGAUUUGCAUGGUCCCCCUGCAAAUUAUUACUCCACAAUCUAACAAGCCUAUUAUGGGUAUUGUCCAGGAUACGUUGUGUGGUAUCAGAAAAAUGACUAAAAGAGAUACCUUUUGCGAUUUUGAGCAAGUCAUGAACAUUCUCUUUUGGAUUCCUAACUGGAACGGUAUUGUUCCAGAACCUACUAUCAUUAAGCCCAAGCCUCUUUGGACUGGUAAGCAAAUGCUUUCUAUGUGUAUUCCAGAUGGUAUCCAUUUGAGACGUCUUGACAAGAGCCCUAUUUCUCCCGAUGACGACGGUAUGCUUGUCGUAAAGGGUGAAAUCAUGUAUGGUGUCGUUAACAAGAAGACAAUUGGCGCUUCGGCUGGUGGUCUAGUCGAUAUUAUCUUCAAGGAGAAAGGCCCUUACGCCUGCAGAGAUUUUUUUGGAAAUAUUCAAAAGGUGGUGAACUUUUGGCUUCUUCACAAUGGUUUCUCCAUUGGUAUUGGUGAUACUAUUGCCGAUGCUGAUACCAUGAAUACCAUUACCAAGACCAUUAAUACUGCCCGCCAGGAAGUGCAAAAGAUUAUUAAUGAUGCUGAACGCAAUAAGCUUGAGCGUGAACAGGGUAUGACACUGCGUGAAACCUUUGAACAGAGCGUUUCCAAGACUCUUAACCAGGCUCGUGAUAACGCUGGUAAAUAUGCCGAAAAGAGUUUGAAGGAAUUAAAUAAUGUCAAGCAGAUGGUUAUUUCUGGUUCCAAGGGUUCUUUCAUUAACAUUUCUCAAAUGUCUGCUUGUGUCGGUCAGCAAAUUGUGGAAGGUAAGCGUAUUCCAUUCGGCUUUUCUGACAGAACACUUCCCCAUUUCACAAAGGAUGAUUACAGUCCGGAAUCUAAGGGCUUUGUUGAGAACUCGUACCUCCGUGGUCUUUCUCCUCAAGAAUUUUUUUUCCAUGCCAUGGCUGGUCGUGAAGGUCUGAUUGAUACCGCCGUCAAAACUGCAGAAACAGGUUAUAUUCAACGUAGAUUGGUUAAGGCCCUUGAAGAUGUCAUGGUCCACUAUGAUGGUACAGUCCGUAACUCCCUUGGUGAUAUUCUCCAAUUUGUUUAUGGUGAAGACGGCUUGGAUUCAUGCAAGGUUGAAAACCAACCUAUUGAUACUAUUCCUGGAAAUGAUGACUCCUUUAACAACCGUUACAAGAUUGAUUUGAUGGACUCAUCCAAGUCGCUUAAGCCAUCCCAGAUUGAGAGUGGAAAUGAUAUUAUUGGUGAUAUUGAUAUUCAGCGUAUUCUUGAUGAAGAGUAUCAACAGCUUGUUUCUGAUCGUGAAUUCCUUCGCACUGGUACCUUUUAUGGUAUUGAGAGCGGUUGGCAUCUUCCAGUCAAUCUUAGACGUGUUAUUCUUAACGCUCAACAGAUUUUCAAUGUUGAUCCAAACAAGGCCACCAACCUUACAAUUCCUGAAAUUGUAAGUGGCGUUCGCCAACUUCUCAAUAAGAUAAUCGUUAUUCGUGGUACUGACAAGCUGACCAAAGAAGCACAAGACAAUGCUACUCUUUUGUUUAAGUGCUUAGUACGUUCUGUGUUUGCUGUAAAGCGUGUUGUUUCUGAGUACCGUCUUAAUCGCGACGCUUUUGAGUGGGUCAUGGGCGAAAUCGAGUCACAGUUCUCUCGCUCCCUUGUCAACCCUGGUGAAAUGGUUGGCGUGGUUGCUGCGCAAUCUAUUGGUGAGCCCGCUACACAGAUGACUCUCAACACUUUCCAUUAUGCGGGUGUGUCUUCCAAGAACGUUACUCUUGGUGUCCCUCGUUUGAAGGAAAUUCUUAACGUUGCCAAAAAUAUCAAAACUCCAUCUAUGUCUGUUUUCUUGCAAAGAGAACUUGCAUUGGAUAUUGAACGUGCUAAAGAUAUCAUUCGUUUUAUUCAAUACACUAAUUUGAAGCAGGUUGUCAAGGCCACUGGUAUCUUCUAUGAUCCUGACCCUACUACUACUGUCAUUGAGCAAGACAAGGAUAUGGUUGAGACCUUCUUUAUGAUUCCUGAUGACAACCUGCUUGCCCAGCUUCCCAUGCACAGCCCUUGGGUUCUUCGUUUGGAGCUUGACCGUAAGAAGCUGGUUGAUGUUCGCUUAGAUAUGAAUCAAGUUGCUGAGAAGAUUUCUGCCAGUUUUGAUGGCCAUAUGGCUCUUAUUUGGUCUUAUGAUAACGCCAAGGAGCUUGUUAUUCGAUGCAGAAUUGUUCGUGAUCUUAAGGCCACUGAGGAGAACAUUGAAGCUGAAGAGGAUCAGACUAUCAAGAAGCUCAUGUUCCAGAUGCUUGACAAUAUCGUUCUUUGUGGUACUCCUAAUAUUCAGCGCGUAUAUCUUACUAAGUACGAUAUUCGGGAACCUGAUGAGACUGGAGAGUACCAAAACAUCCAGGCUUGGAAUCUUGAAACUGAUGGUUCUAACCUUGCUGAUGUUAUGUGUGUUGAGGGUGUUGACUUUACUAAGACCACAUGUAACUCGUUUGUGGAGGUAUUAUCUGUUUUGGGUAUUGAGGCUUCUCGACAAUCUCUUUUCAGAGAAAUCAGUAGUGUCUUGUCGUUUGACGGUUCUUAUGUCAAUUACCGUCAUAUUGCCUUGCUUGUUGAUGCCAUGACCUCUCGUGGCCAUAUUAUGGCUAUUACUCGUCACGGUAUUAAUCGUGCUGACACUGGUGCUCUCAUGCGCAGUUCUUUCGAAGAAACAGUUGAAAUUCUUCUUGAGGCUGCUGCGUCCGCCGAGCUUGAUGACUGUCGUGGUGUUUCUGAGAACAUCAUGCUUGGUCAAAUUGCGCCCUUGGGCACUGGUUCAUUUGAUAUUGUUCUUGACGAAGAUAUGCUUGCCAAUGCUGCUCCCGAUUACAGUGUUGAAGAGAAUGCAGCUUACCCAUCUGGCACCAAAUACAUGGAUGGUGCUGCUACCCCAUAUGAUGGCAGAUCUCCUGUUUACGAUAACCAGAUUGGUUCUAUGGACAGUAUUAUGCCAUUCUCACCCAUUGUUAAUUCUGGUGGAGAUGAUCGUGGUGGAUUUACUGAGUAUGGUGGAGGUGCCCAAAGUCCAUUUGGUGCCGGUGGCUCGUCUACUCCUGGUUAUGCGCCAACUUCACCAUUUUCAUUUGGCAACUCCACUCCUGGAUAUUCAGCUACUACGCCAUAUUCACCUGGCGGAUCAGGCUAUGCUGCUACAUCCCCUGGCUAUGCUGCUUCUCCAAGCUACUCGCCAACAUCUCCUUCCUAUUCUCCUUCUUCACCUUCUUACACACCUACUUCACCUUCUUAUUCUCCUACUUCACCUUCUUAUUCACCAACAUCCCCUUCAUAUUCACCUACAUCUCCCGCAUACUCACCUACAUCUCCAUCUUAUUCACCCACAUCUCCUUCAUACUCGCCAAGUGGAGCAUCACCUGCCAGUCCAGAGUACUCUCCUACUAGCCCAACAUUUAAUGGUGGUGGAGCUUCUUAUUCUCCCACCUCGCCAGUGUAUUCUCCUACUUCUCCCUCGUACUCGCCGACAUCACCUUCAUUCUCUCCAAAUGCUAGUUACUCUGGUGGUGGUGGCUCUCCAUUGCCUUCUUAUGUUCCUGGUUCGACCUCUUACUCGCCAACAUCGCCCCAAUUUUCACCUGGAAGCCCCGGUGGUUUCAAUACUGGCCACAAUAACAAUAACAACAAUAACAAUGACCGCAGAUGA
This is a messenger RNA of Magnusiomyces paraingens, 5229 nucleotides long. RefSeq lists its product as uncharacterized. Gene Ontology annotation, biological process: transcription by RNA polymerase II. Gene Ontology annotation, molecular function: DNA binding. The transcript is spliced from 6 exons. The record is from RefSeq and is a predicted model, not a curated record. The coding region runs from base 1 to 5229 and encodes 1742 amino acids. Gene Ontology annotation, cellular component: RNA polymerase II, core complex. NCBI's taxonomy places the organism in Eukaryota, Fungi, Ascomycota, Dipodascomycetes, Dipodascales, Dipodascaceae.